Messenger RNA from Homarus americanus (American lobster), 4526 nucleotides. RefSeq names its product vigilin-like (gene Dp1). Gene Ontology annotation, molecular function: mRNA binding. The record is from RefSeq and is a predicted model, not a curated record. Bases 121 to 3951 code for a protein of 1276 amino acids. Gene Ontology annotation, cellular component: cytoplasm; nucleus. NCBI's taxonomy places the organism in Eukaryota, Metazoa, Arthropoda, Malacostraca, Decapoda, Nephropidae. The transcript is spliced from 21 exons.
GCAUUUCACUCAGCGUGUGGAAGACCUGCCCUCACAGUGGAGCGACUUAGCCCGAGCGGUUUUAUUUAGGACGGACCCACUGGCUACAGUACAUGUUACUGUAACGACUCGGCGAGAAUAAUGGACCCGACCCCUCUGCAGCAAACAGUGAUGGAGUCCCCUGAGGUGACCUCUGACCCCCAGGAGGUUGACCUCGGUGCCCCCGCCUCCCCUUCUGAACCCCCAAAUACUCCUAACGCUGACCAGGCUUAUGAGCCCCUUAGUUAUGAUGAGCUCUUCCCUGCUCUGCCUAAUGCAAGUUUGACUCAAACCCCAACGGUUGAAGCUCCCAGAGACAACUGGGCCAAGCCCAGUGAAAUGCGCAUUGCCUCUUCUGUUAUCACCCAGGUAUUCCGUGUCCCAUAUGAAGAGAGAGCCAAGAUCGAUGGGAAUAAUCAAUUUGGAGAAUCUGCCUCUUCUCGCAUCUGUGCGGACAUUACUGCCCGUACAGGAGCUCAUAUUGAGAUCUCCUCGGCCAAGGAUCAGUCUUUGACAUUCUUAGUAACUGGCAAGAAUGACGCUGUGACCAAGGCCCGGCGACUUGUCCUGGAGAAAUUCCAGACUCAGGCUCGCCAAAUUAUUAAAAUACCAAAGGAUCACCAUCGCUUUAUCCUCGGUAAGAAGGGCAAGAGGCUACAAGAGAUGGAGAUGAAUACUGCCACCAAGAUCCAAGUACCCAACUCAAAAGAGAACUCUGAUGAUAUUAUUGUUAUGGGCACGAGAGACAGCAUCGAGAAAGCCAUGCAUGAGAUCCAACUCAUUUCUGAUGAACAGAGUAAACAAGCCUAUGAAAAAUUAGAGAUUCCCAAGCAAUUUCAUCCAUUCAUCUGUGGGGCCCACAAUGACAAGAUUCAAGCUCUAAUGGCUGAAAACAAUGUACGUAUCAAUGUGCCACCACCCAGCGUUAUGAAGAACGAGAUGACUAUUGCAGGAGAGAAAGAAGGUGUACUGCGUUGUAAAGACAUCAUUUUGAAGUGCCAUAAGGAGAUGGAGCGAAAGUGUCAAACGGUGUCAGUGGAAGUUCGUAAAUCACAGCACAAGUACGUUAUUGGCCCCCGUGGGGCGAACAUUGCUGAGAUACUCCAAGAGACUGGGGUCUCUGUGGAGAUGCCACCCACAGAAACCACCACUGAAACCAUCACACUUCGUGGUCCUCAGGAUAAACUUGGACAAGCUCUUACACUGGUGUAUGCAAAAGCCAACAGCGUGGUUCAAGCAGAUGUGGAGGCUCCUACCUGGCUCCACAAGUUUAUUAUUGGUCGUAAGGGAGCCAACAUUCGGCAGAUAACUCAGGAUCUCCCCAAGGUACAUGUGGAGUUCACCGACAAGCAGGGAGGAAUCAAGCUAGAGGGACCUCCUGAGGAAGUAGAGCAAGCACGAGAGAAGUUAGAGACAAUGAUAGCAGAGAUGCAGAGUAAACUGUGCUUUGACCAGAUCACUGUGGACCCUAAGUUUUACAAACACAUCAUUGGAAAGAGUGGUGCGAACAUCAACCGGAUUCGCAAUGACACUGGAGUUUUGAUCAACAUCUCUGAGGCUGAUGGCAGUAACCUCAUUCGCCUAGAGGGUAGCCCAGAAGGGGUAUCACAGGCUAAGAAGGAAUUGGAGGAGCUGGUGGCAAAGAUGGAGAAUGAGAAGGAACGUGACAUUAUCAUUGAGCAGCGUUUCCACCGCACCAUCAUUGGUACUAAGGGAGACAAGAUCAAGGAAAUUAGAGACAAGUUCAAUCAAGUUCAGAUCUCCUUCCCUGACCCAGGUGACCAAUGUGACAUCGUUAAAAUCCGUGGACCCAAAGACGAUGUGGAUCAGUGCUACCAGUUCCUGAAGAAGAUGCUGCGGGAACUGUUGGAGUCAAAUUACCAGGUCAAAGUCUCUAUCUUUCGCCAGUUCCACAAAUUCAUCAUCGGCAAAGCUGGUGCCAACAUUAACAAGAUUAGAGAGGAAACAAGUACUCGCAUUGACCUGCCAUCAGAAGGCCAGAAUAGUGAUGAGAUAACCAUCACAGGCAAGAAGGAGAACUGUGAAAGGGCUCGUGAACGCAUUCAGAAAAUCCAGGAUGAAUUGGCAAGCAUUGUUGAGGUAGACAUCAUCAUCCCAGCCAAGUUCCACAAUUCAAUGAUUGGUGCUGGAGGAAAGUUGAUUCAGAGUGUGAGUGAGGAGUGCGGUGGUGUGGCCAUCAAGUUCCCACCACCAGAGAAGAGCUCAGACAAGGUCACAAUCCGAGGCCCCAAGGAUGAUGUGCACAAGGCCAAGCAGAUGCUGGUAGACCUCAGCAAUGAGAAGCAGCUAGCCAGCUUUACAGCAGAGGUGCGUGCCAAGCAACAACACCAUCGUUUCCUGAUUGGCCGGAAUGGAGCUAACAUCCGUAAGAUUCGCGAUGCAACUGGAGCCCGUAUCAUCUUUCCCACUGACAAAGAUGAAGACAAGGAGCUGAUUACCAUCAUUGGCAAAAAGGAUGCCAUUGCAAAGGCAAAGGAGCAACUUGAGAUAACCAUUAAAGAACUUGAUCUGAUAGUAGAAGAUACCAUGACGGUAGAUCCUAAGCACCACAGGCACUUCGUUGCUCGUAGGGGUGAAGUCCUCCGUCAGAUUGGUGACCAGUACGGAGGAGUGACUGUGUCCUUCCCUCGAUCAGGUGUGCAGAGCGACAAGGUCACCCUUAAAGGAGCCAAAGAAUGUGUAGAAGGAGCGAUGGCUCGUAUCCAGGAGAUAGUAAAUGACCUUGAGGAGAUGAUACACAUGGAAGUAAUAAUUCCCCAAAAAUAUCAUCGCACAGUGAUGGGUGCCCGCGGAAGCAAGGUGCAGGCAAUCACCACUGAGUUUGAUGUACAAAUCAAAUUCCCUGAAAAAGACAGUGGCCAUGUUACUAAUGGUGAAGAAGUGCAGCUAAAUGGCGAUGUAAAUGGAGAGGGUGAGAUUGUCACAAGGCCUCAAGAUAUUGUACGCAUUGUUGGCAAGAAGGACAGAUGUGAAGGGGCUCGUGAUGCCUUGCUAAAUUUAGUACCAGUCACUGUGGAAGAGAAUGUAGCCUUCAGACACCAUCGUUUCAUUAUUGGACAGAAGGGUGAGAAUGUACGCAGCAUGAUGACAGAUUUUGAUGUAAAUAUUCAGGUCCCUCCAGCACAAGAUCAGAGUGAUGUUAUCAGGAUCACUGGCCCACCAGCUAACACUGAGCGUGCCCGGGAAGCUCUCAGGGAUAAAGUACGCCAAUUGGAAGAUGAGGAACUGGACCGUAAGGCGAGAUCCUUCCAUUUGCAAGUUGAAGUGGACCCUGAGUACCACCCCAAGAUCAUUGGAAAGCGAGGUGCUGUCAUCUCCAAGAUUAGGGAAAAGCAUGAAGUUAACAUUCAGUUCCCUCCUAGGGGUGACCCAGAGGAAAAUAUCAUCACCAUUACGGGAUAUGAGAAGAACGUGAAUGAAGCAAAGGCAGCUAUCCUUGCCAUUACUGGGGAGUUGGACAAGAUGGUUAAAGAAACAGUGGAGAUUGAUAGCCGCAUACACUCUCGCCUUAUUGGUAGCCGUGGGCGGGCCAUCAGAAAAGUGAUGGAGGAAUUUAAGGUUGAGAUAAAGUUCCCUCGUGGAGACGAUGACCCCAACAUGGUGGUGAUCAUGGGGUCAGUGGAAAAUGUUGACGAAUGCAGGGACCACCUACUGAACCUGAUGGAGGAAUACAUGCAGGAGAUCUCCGAGAUAGAGGAGAUGGAAGUAUACAUAGCUCAGAAACCUGGACAUGGGGGAGGACCAGGCAAUGCCAACCCAGGUGGUCCCAAAAAGCAUGAGCAAGGGUUCGUGGUGAGCGGUGCUCCAUGGACCCAGGAAGCUCCCAAUAUGGACUCGUCAGAGGACUUCCCAUCCAUGGGAGCUCCAACUGUGACACACACGGCCCCAACCAUCUGGGGGCCCCGGCGUUAGGAGCUUAAAACGAGUCUGCUACAGCCUCUGUAUUCCCACUUUAUUCUUGUUUUUACAUCCUAUCAGCAGCUCAUGUUAUAAUAUCUAUGCAUAGAAUUUUUACUAUUAGAAUGAGCACUCACUCAUGUGCUUAAGUAGUCAUAUCAGGGGUUUAAAUUUGGUGGAAUACUAUCCUUGGAGUCUGUGUGUACCUGUGUAAUAACGUUCUAGAGUGUCUGUGGACCUAAAGAUCUUGUCAUGUGUUGGGAAGAUUAACUGUAUCUCCUCAAAAUAUCUGAAUUUAUGUACAAGUUUGAGUUCAUGGGUUUAAUAUUAGCUUGGCAGAGAUUCCUAGAGUCAUUGAGAUAUAUGAAUGACUUGUUUACACACACACCUGAGACACUCGGGUUCAAAAGACAGUAUUGUGCCAACUUUGAACCCUGAUAUGGCACAGUAAUUGACUUUAAUCUGCUAAGUCCUUAGAUUUUGUUCAUUAUUCCUCAAUAUUUAACUUGUUGAGUUGUUGAAAUUGUAAUCAAUUUUUUGAAGUAUAUUCUACAUAUACAGAUUUUGCCAAUAACAAUUUUGUACAUUAA